CUCUCUCUCUCUCUCUUCUCUUCUCUCUCCCCCCCCCCCCUCCCUCCUGCUUCUGCUCCAGGUCCCUCGCCGGUCCCUCUCUUCCGUAUUAGUUUCCAAAAGGCAUAUUUAAUGCUGCCAGAGAGCGCACUGUGAGGCAGCAGAGAAAGCGAGGGCGAACGGAUUGCUAUCUUUGUGACAGCUUUUCUGCUUGGCAGGCAGCACGUGAGCCGGGGAACUGGACUGGACUGUGAUGUUCCGAGGAGGUGGGAGAGGAGGUGGGGAAGAAGGAGUGAGCGCAGAGGGGAAAGCUGGACAGAUGGAGGACGGCACCCAACACCUGGGACACUGCGUAGUUGACAUGAAGGAGCUGAGCGCCAACCCUGAAGGACUGACCGCUGCCGGCAUUAUUCUAGCACCGAAGUUGCCUCAGGUGGAGUUCAGCCUCGCAUGUAAUGAUCUGGUGGCCUCAGGCAGAGACAGGAAGCCCAGUGCUUUCAUCCAGGUGGCUGUCAUAGAUCCCCACAAGCAGGACCUCGUCUCUCACGCCUGCACAGAGAUUGUGGAGGCGAACAAAGAUCCGCUGUUUCUGACGGGUGUGACCUUUCCUUCAGAGUUUCCUGCGAGCCCAGAGACAUUAGUAAAGCUAACUGUGUAUGAUGCAAAGGACAAGAGCCAGGAAUCAGGCAGCUUCCUGGGUAGUGCUACAUUUUCAGUAGGCGAUCUGCUGAGAGCUAAAGAUGAACGACUGACCUUGAGUCUCAGGUCAUCUGAUGGUGUGUGUACAGCAGGAUCAGUGGUGGUGAGUCGUCUGAAGAUGGGGGAGAUGGAGGAGGUUGAUGUAGACCACAUCACCACUGACUCAUCAACACAGAAGUGUCCCUUGGUUUGUGAGUCUGCGUCCCACACCUGCAUCGACAGAGAAAAUAAUCCACUGACAGGACCUGUGUUCAAGAACCCAGUAUGCAAAGUGUACAGAUUUCAGACAGUGGACAGCAAGUGGAUGCUGGUGAGGGAACAAAUGGAGGAAUGCACUUUGUCGUUCAGCAUCCCCAAACAGCUGCUCUCACUGUACAUUCAGGAGGACAUGAUGAGGGUGCAGGAUUUGAGGGAGCUGGGGGAGCUUUCUCCUCACUGGGACAACUUGAGGAAGGAGGUGAUGACACGUUAUGGAGGAAUCAUCAGCUGCUACCAGGAGACUUUGGCUGAGCUGGACAAGAUUACCGGCUGUUCAUUCAAGCCAAGCUGUUGCAAAGCCCAGAAGUCACUGGAGUUCAUCCCAAUAAACCUGCACACCCAGAGAAUGAGAGUGACGUGCCCCAGAAAAACAGAUGCAAUUUAUGACAUUGUCACUGUUGGUGCCCCUGCUGCCCACUUCCAAGGCUUCAAGUGUGGUGGUCUACAACGCCUUCUCAGCAGAUAUGAAGCAGAGAAAAAGAGCUUCAGCACUGCCUACCAGUGUAUCUACUACUCCCCAGAGCACACAGCCAAAGCUCAGGAGGUACUCAGCACCAUGAGUCUCCUUCAGCCCCUCAUCACAAGCUUAGCCGACCAGCUCCUCCAGGCUGCCCAGGAGCACUCCUCCCCAGGACUAAGAGAUGCACUGAAGAACCUCUCAGACAAGACAGAACAAUUUGUUCACACACUUAAGGAUGAAUUGGUCAAGAGUGCACUACUAGCACUGCACGCAGCUCGGCCCGGGUAUGUUUCCAAGAACCAAAAGCAAAACCCUGCGCAGGGAGGCCAGCAUCAAGGCCACAUCCACCAAGGCAGUGACCACAAUCAGAGUCCAGCCCAGGGACGUCCAGGCCACAGUCCAGCCACGGCGGUCACUGACAGCCCAGUGGUGUGUAAUAAUGUGGAAGGGUCUCAAACCACAACAGCAGGAGAAGGUGGAUCUCUGCCACUGAAGCACCAAGACUCCAUACCGCACCAUAAAGAGUACGACGAGGAGGAAUGGGACAGGGUAUGGGCCAACGUGGCCAAAUGUCUCAACUGUGUUAUCGCCAUGGUGGAUAAACUCCAUGAAGAAGACAACAGCAAGCAGGAGCCAGUGCCUGAGCAGCAGCUAGCUGAUGUCAUCACGUCACACAAUCCUGGCGACUGGAGGGAGCAGCUGUGCCCGGUGGUGACCAGGUUAAAGGAGUGUGUGAUGGAGGUGGUGGAGAAAGCAAAGAGAGCCAUGACCUUUGUGCUUCUGCAGGAAGCAGCCUGCAGCGUUCCACAGGGUUUCCUCCUCCAACAGAGGAGAGACGUGGUCUUCAGUCAGGCACUGGCAGCCUUAGCCUGUGGUUUUGUCAUGAGGCUGUACGCAGGAAUACAAGACAAAGGCUUCCUGAGGCAGCUCCACCUGGUUGGCCUGGUGGCCCAGUUUGAGAGCCUGCUUAGCACCUACAGUGAGGAGAUUGGAAUGCUGGAGGACAUGGAGGUUGGAAUCUCAGACCUACAGAAGGUCAUGUUCAAGAUCACAGAAGCCAAGUCUGAUGAACUCAGUGACCUGCAGCCUCUAGUGUGUGGCCAACGAGACCACUUUGCUGUAGAAGUGCCAUUACCACGACUGGUUUUCCAGACCCUGCCAGAAGAGAUCAAGGAGGGCAAGCCUCUACAAGUAUUCCCGGUGCUUUUUAAUGUGGGCAUCAAUGAGCAGCAAACUAUAGCAGAGAGAUUUGGAGAUAUCUCCCUGCAAGAGAGAAUAAACCAGAAGAACUUUGAGAUGUUAGAAGCCUAUUAUAAGACAUUAAGUGAAAAGUUGCCGCUAGAAUGUCUACCGUGUUUUCAGACACAGACUGAUAUAAAGGAAUUACUUGAAACCCUGGGCCAGAAUGUAGUCACAAAGAAGAGGAAGAAUGUGGAGAUACUAUGGAUUGCUGGAACGAUCUGCCGAAGGUUGAAUGGCAUCAGGUUCACCAGCUGUAAAAGUGCCAAAGACCGGACAUCUAUGUCUGUCACAUUAGAGCAGUGUGCCCUCCUACGAGAUGAACACCAGCUCAGCAAGGAUUUCUUCACCCCAGCUCUGAAUUGUAUGCGAAGAGAAGGAUGUCGGAUUGAAAACGUUCAAAAGAAUAUCAGGUGCAGGAAAUAUGCCUUCAACAUGUUGCAGCUGAUGGCCUUUCCCAAAUUCUACCGACCUCCAGAGGGAACGUACGGCAAAGUGGACUCCUGAGGAAGCAAGCCACGAACUGUAAAAGUAGUCAUUUUGUGUAAUCUAUGUAUUAAAUCUCAAAGAAAUGUAAAUGGAUUUGUUCUGUGUGUGUUUUUGCUCAUUGCUGGAUUUGUUACAUGUAAAAUAAUUAAAGCACUUUUCCAUUUUUGCCUUGUUCAUCAACUGAGCAGUGCUGAACAACACUUUACCUUUAAAUCGUUGUCCAUCAUUUCUGUGCAUCUGUAUAUUAUGUUGACAUUUUUAGGACAUUUCAACAUGAUUUUGUGCAUGAAAACGUGUCCUCCCACUCAAAGAAAUGAGCGCAUACAGUAUAUUGUGUGACAAAACAGGUCCCUUUGCUUGUUUUUUUCUGAGCUGUAUGUGUUUUGGAGGUGAUGGUACAUGAACCACCUUCAUUCACCUCAGACGACCAUGAAACUGGGUUCCCAAAGGUCUCGUAAAUGGACCGUAAAGUUUAGACUAUUUUGUUACUUUUCCUGUACAAAAGUCAUUUUUAGGGCGAAAAUACAAGGAAAUUAAUAUGUUCAAAGAAGAUGUGUACUUGUGUUUUUUGUUUCAUUUUUAUUCCUCAGGGUAUGAAGUGUCGGAUGAGGAUGUCACACCAUCGUAUCUUAAUGCUCUAAAGCAAAUUCUAUUAUUUAUUUUUGUAUCCUAAAACACAUAUAUUUUAUAAGGGAUGAUGCAUUAAACUUUGAUACAUGUUUUAAGUGUAUUUGUUUUAUAUACUGGACUUCUACACAUUUAAAAUAAAAAUGCUGUGCGAUAAAUGA
Sphaeramia orbicularis (orbiculate cardinalfish) is the source of this 3912-nucleotide messenger RNA. It is a transcript of the gene inpp4b, whose product is annotated as inositol polyphosphate-4-phosphatase type II B. Gene Ontology annotation, molecular function: phosphatidylinositol-3,4-bisphosphate 4-phosphatase activity. NCBI's taxonomy places the organism in Eukaryota, Metazoa, Chordata, Actinopteri, Kurtiformes, Apogonidae. The transcript has 22 exons. The record is from RefSeq and is a predicted model, not a curated record. Bases 233 to 3142 code for a protein of 969 amino acids. Gene Ontology annotation, cellular component: cytoplasm.